Desarmillaria tabescens is the source of this 661-nucleotide messenger RNA. RefSeq lists its product as uncharacterized. The record is from RefSeq and is a predicted model, not a curated record. The transcript is spliced from 5 exons. The coding region runs from base 194 to 661 and encodes 155 amino acids. NCBI's taxonomy places the organism in Eukaryota, Fungi, Basidiomycota, Agaricomycetes, Agaricales, Physalacriaceae.
CACAUUAUUUGGGUAGGUCCUUUUUGGAUAUAUAUUGCCCUGCUGGAGCUGUUGCUCAUCCAUCUAAACGCCAUGCCUCUCGCAGAACAGUUGUCUGAUACCACAGCCAUCCAUGCUACCGAUGAUGAUCCAACAUCUGCUGACAGUGACCAGCUCGACAUGAGAUCACUUUUUGACUUUGAGUCUUUGUUUGAUGAUUUUUCUACCCCAUUCUCACCGACCGUGCUCUUCUAUCAUCCCUACAAUGAUCUACACACCCUCGAAGUCGGAAUCAUUGGAGUCCUACGCAUCCCCGGACUCUACGAAUACGCAAUCCAGCUGGAAUAUACCCCUGAACAGCGGCUCUGGCUUGCCAAAGCACAUCUGGCAUGAAUGGUUCAUCGAAUGGCCCAUUGAACGUGGUGCUACACAAACGGCCAAGGAGUACAAGCAGAUGAGGGCAGAUCAGGAACAAAGGAAAAUUGAAAUCUUUACUUUGUAUAUUAUGGGCCUCAAGAAUCGCUGGGUUGAGAACGGCCCGCCGCCUGAAAAUUGGACCCUGGCAGGAGUGUUCACAAAGCUCGAUGAGCUCGAGGAUAUGAUCACGCGACAGUUCAAGGAAGUUGAACAUUAUUUUGUGGAGGUGGAGGAGCGCUGGAAUCUAGAGGAUCUACAUAUCUAG